CUCAGCAGUAGCAGAACUGCGCGCGGCACAGUAUGAGGUUACACUGAGGACUAGUGAUAUCGGAGGCCGUUAUGAGUGGGAAGAGCCUCUUACUAAAGGUCAUUCUCUUGGGAGACGGCGGCGUGGGGAAAAGCUCCCUCAUGAACCGCUACGUGACCGACCGCUUCGACUUGCAGUCAUUCCACACCAUCGGCGUGGAAUUCCUCAACCGCGACCUCGAAAUUGACGGUCGACUUGUCACCCUCCAGAUCUGGGACACUGCAGGCCAGGAACGCUUCAAGAGCCUGCGUACACCCUUCUACCGUGGCGCAGACUGCUGCCUGCUCACGUUUGCCGUGGAUGACCUGCAGAGCUUCCAAAACCUAGGCUGCUGGAAGAAGGAGUUCAUGUAUUACUCAGACAUACGAGACCCGGAGCGUUUUCCCUUCGUGGUGCUCGGAAACAAGGUGGACAAGGAAGAUCGCGAAGUUGGCGAGGACGAAGCCAGGGCUUGGUGUGAGGAAAACGGCUGCUGCCCGUACUUUGAGACCAGCGCAAAGGACGACACCAAUGUGGGGGCCGCUUUUGAGGCGGCAGUUCAGGAAGUUCUAGCCGGGGAGGACCCAAUUGAUCACACCCUGCUGAGUAGCACCAUUGAUCUCCAUGGAAACCGCAAAGUGGCUCGAUCUUCUUGCUGUUGAGGUGCCUCCAAAUUGGUCCUGGCCUUGUGGCGUCAUAGCUAAGUACUUGCGCUCUCUUGCUGGUAUGCUUGAGGGCUUUCUGUGUGGUACAGGCACAAUUGUAAUCAGAUGUGUCUCUUUGACAAACUGGCUACAUGUGUAACAGAAUAAUGGUCUUAUGUAACAGUAAAGAUAUUUUAUAAAUAUUUAUCUCUCCACAGUCUGGCACAAACAGCAUAUUCCAUGCUGAUUUCCCUGCCAAAGUCUGCUUGUGUAGUGGUGCUUUUAUAAUAUUAUUUAAUGAUGGCUUCAUGUCCUGGAGAUCUCCACCGGCUCUGAUCUCCAAGAGCGCACACAGCGCUGAUCUAGCCUCUCUCGCAGCAUUUUACUUUUUUAAAUAAUUUGAUGUUAUCGUGGUACACCUUUUUGUCUGAUAUUCCAAUAUACUGUACAUAACCCAAGAUUGGCAUAUUACAGAGCCCCUUACAGGACAGGAAGGAUAUUUAUGUUCUGAAAUUGUUUUGCGUUACUUUGCAGUUAUUUUGGGUUCCCUUGCAAUAGUUUUAUCAAUCCUUUGCAAAAAUGUACUAUAGUUUACUACAUUAACCAUUUUGUACCAUUUAUAUUUCUAGUAAAACCAUAGAAAACAAAAACUAUGGUAAUUAACGUCGUAAUCAUUCUGCCAAAAAACAUGGUUACUAUGGUAUGGUAUGUGUACCACUGAUUAACCUUGGUGUUACUAUAGUAAAACUGUAGUACAAAUUCUUUAUUUAUUUUGGCAGAAUGAUUAUAAUUUCAAUUUGUAUUAUUACUAUGGUUUUACAGCAAAUAUCUUGGUUAAAAUGUGGUUACUGAAGUAAAACCAUGGUAAAUUUGGUAAGGUAUUAAAUACCUUUAUAAGGUUGAAAGCUAUUGGGAGGAAACCCAAACUAUUAAAAGGGAACGUUAAACUAUUUCACAAAAUAAAUUCCUUCCCUGUCCUCUAAGGGGCUUCAAAGAGCAAACUCAAAAUUAUUUCAAGAUUUAAGCAUUUUAAAGGUGCACUCAGUCAUUUUUUUACUAAUUUUAAAAGGUUUACUUCUAAAGAAAUUAAUAGUAUUUUUUAUACAAUUGUACAAAAUCAUGACCACUCAUGUGAGAUGAAGAGUUAUAGUCAUAUCAGUAACCUUAUUAAAGCUCUGUUAUUCUACAUGGGGCAAGGGUGCCCUCAUGGUGGCUGCCAUGUUAGCGUCACAUGACCAGCUGACUACUACUGGCUUUAUCUCAGUAACUGCCCUGUUAUUGGACACCUUCAUUCAUGGAUUAAAUAAAUCCUGGUUUACUGUGCAUAGUCAAUUUCUACAAUGGUAUUGGUAACUAAAAACUACUGUGUUGGAAUGACGCAGCAUUCAGGCCACUAGGUGUCAGUGUAAGACAUACUUCGACAGUUCAAAAAAUGAGAGUGCACCUUUAAAUUUUUUUAACAAAAGUCCAUCAAGUUGAAUUGAGUAAUCUUUAAUAAAACAAAUUAAAAAAAAAUAUUUAUAUUUUGUUUUAUGAAUAAUUUUUUAAAAAUAUUAAACAAUUUAAUUUGAUGGAAUUCUAUGAAAUUGAAAUGCAUAAAUCGUAAAAAUAAGCUAAAAUAUUUUUGAGUGCAAAUUGUUAGUCAGUGCUAUAUUAUACAAUUGUUGUUUGAAAGGUUAUUUCUUCUAUUGUGGUACUGAAAUAAUUUGAAAGAUGCAUUAAAAAAAAGUAUUCUUUGGACGAAUCUCACGAAACCUGUCAAGCAAAUAUCCAGGUCAAAUAUCACUCCAAAAUCACAAGAAAUAAAAAAUGAUUAUUUUGCAUAAAGAAAAAUAAUUCAUUUUAGGAUCUUUUAGGACACAUGACAAAUAAACACAAUUCCUUCCAAAUUUGCAUUUCUGUAACUUGAAACAAAAUAGUAUUUUAUUGUUUAAACUGUGAAGUAUUUAUACAUCAUUGUAGUAUUCUUUGUACUGAAUUUAAAUUAUUAUGAUUUUAUUUUAUUUAUUUUUUCCGUUAAAAUAACACACAAUUAAAAAAAUUAUUUAUGGUCCUAAAAAUAGGCUUCAUUCUCUUCAUGCAAAAUAUAAUUUCUUAUUUUCUCCUUUUAAUUUUUUUGGGGUGAAAUAUAAACUGGUCAUCUCUUCAUGAGAUUCACCCUGUUACGGUACACCUUUUUGUCUGUUAUUUUAAAAUACAUCCAACUACAUUAGCAUAUUGCUAACAAAUAAUUUGAUGUACAUCAGUAGAGCAUUAUUUUUACAGAAAAAGGAACAUUUUCCUGUUGUGGUAUCGAAAAAUAAUUGUUUGUUAUUUUAAAGUUAUUCUUAUUUUGUGACACAAGAAAGGAGAGUUUGUUAGAUCUCAUUGAUGUAGUUUUUGUUUCAGAUAUAUUUGUUUCAGUUUUCGGGUAUGUUAUGUCUUUAUUUCAGCAGUUUUACAUGCAUCAAAAUGCUUGUUGAAUUUUGGUGGCCGUGCUCUGUGUCAAAUGAUGUGAGUGUGUGUGUGUGUGUGUGUGUGUGUGUGUUUGUGUUUGUGAUUGUGAGUGGGCUAGUUACAUUCUCUAGCACAUCUUUCUCACUGAAUGCUCUCAAAAACAUGACUUGCACAAAUGCACAGUUCCUCUCCUGAAAGCAUGCAAGACCAUUUAAAUGUUCAUUACUGAGUUUGGAAAUGUCUAUAUUUAAUGUUGGAGCCUUUUGGAAGUCUUCAAAAUACAUAAUGAGAUUUGUGUCUGCCAACAACUUGUCUGUUUGAGCAUUCUAGCCUAAAAUGUAUGCUAAUUUACAUUCAUUCUUCUUUUUAUAUUUGGCCCAUUGUAUGAUACCAAAGCACAUGGUACUACUGAGGACCUUGAACUGACCUUUAACCUUUCUUAGAGUAAAAGGUAUUAGUGAAUAGCUUUUUCUUGAGUGCCUAAGUCAAGGUUGUGUUUAAAGGUACUCGACUUACUUGUCACUUAUUGUUCUUAAAGGAAUAGUUCACUCAAAAAUGACAACACUGUCAUCAUUUACUCACCCUCCUCAAUAAUGUUCCAAACCAACAUAUCUUUCUUCUGUGGAACGAGCUGUCUAAGCUGCUCUUUUCCAUGCAAUGAAAUGGACACCUUUGAGCAAAAGUUUGGCAAAUCUUAAUAUGUGUUCUGCAGAAGCAAGAAAGCCAUACACAUCUAGGAUGAACUGAGUCAUGAGUAAAUGAUGAGAGAAUUAACAUUUUAGGGUGAACAGUAUGUCAUUGCUCAGCUGUUUUGAACUGCUUUUUGGCUCUCAGCGAAGAACGAAGAAGCACUUCGUUGUGAGUGUGCUACAUUAUAGCACUUACUAGCGCUGCCUGCAUUUAAAUGUAACGUGUAUCUGAUGUUUCAUUCAAGUUGGAUUUCUUACUACCUGCCUUCUUAAAAUUAUUUGUUUUCAUGCUGUAUGUACACAUGUAAAACAUAGCUUGGUUGUUACUUUGUGUUUGUUGAUUGAUAUGCUUGCAUACUGUACUUGCUGCAUACACGUAAGGUGUCACAUGUUUAUUGGUACACUGUGAAAUGGCUACAGAUGAAACACUGUGUGUCUUGUUCUCAAAUUGUAGAACCAUACAGGUAAAUAUUCAUUCCUAAUAUUGGAAAAUCAAGUGAAUUAAAUUAAGAGAAAUGUUACAUGAUCAGAUUUUUGUUACAUUGUUGAAAAGAUUCUCUUUAUCAAAUCAGACAUUCAUGCAGCAGUUAUGAUGUGUGACAGUGUUACAGAAGUCUUUUGAGAAGUCUGAUUAGCAACAAGUUGAUACAUUUAAAAAAACAUUUAUACAUCAUGAUAUUGUUUCUUGUAAUUACUUUAAUUCAAGCUAAUUUUUAUUUAAAAAGCACAUUGCUAAUAAUCAUAAUUGCAAAAAUGCUCAAAAGAUACAAUAAUGAGAAUUUGAGUGCGAUGUCAUGAAAAUGUUACAA
Molecule: messenger RNA, 4596 nt
Organism: Xyrauchen texanus (razorback sucker)
Lineage: Eukaryota; Metazoa; Chordata; Actinopteri; Cypriniformes; Catostomidae
Product: ras-related protein Rab-9B-like
Exons: 2
Coding region: 72-680 (202 amino acids)
Biological process (GO): Rab protein signal transduction; retrograde transport, endosome to Golgi
Cellular component (GO): phagocytic vesicle; lysosome; late endosome
Molecular function (GO): GTP binding; GTPase activity
Source: RefSeq, a predicted model, not a curated record